AUGACGCAAAAUAAUAUUCCAUUAAAACUUGGCUGUACUAUUAACUCUCUAUAUUUAAUCUCUAAAAAUAGUUCAAUUACAUAUAAAAAUAGUGUAUAUAGAUAUGAGUUAUUAUUUUCUAUUGCUACUUCAGUUGAAGCUAGUAUUUGGAAAGAAUUAUGCCUUGCAAUAGCUAUAGGCAUUACAGUUGAUGAAA
Racocetra persica is the source of this 196-nucleotide messenger RNA. Lineage: Eukaryota; Fungi; Glomeromycota; Glomeromycetes; Diversisporales; Gigasporaceae. The record is from the annotation of a GenBank genome assembly.